AUGCCCUCUGGUUCCCUCCCAGGGGAGGUGGUGCCCCUAGGAACCCUCCCAGAGGCGGAGGCGUCCUCAAGAACCCUACCAGGGGCCGCGGCGCCCCCUACGAACAUCCUAGGGGCGGACCCUCCGGGGUUCAUCACAGGGGCUGGGCCUCCAAGGUUCAUAACAGGGGCGGGGCCUCAAGGGCUCCUCCCAGGGGCAGCGCCUCCAGGAACGGAGAAGGCACCAGGGACCCUCCCAGGGAAGCCACCGCUCUUGGGAGGGUCCCUGGGGGCUCCGCCUCCCUUGGAAGUGUCCCUGGUGUACCCCGCCACACUUGUAUUUACUCUGGGGCCCCUGCCGCCCCUGAGAGGGUCCCAGAGGUCCCCCGCCGCCCAUGGGAGGGUCCCAGGGGCACCCACCUCCUCUACGCGCGUCCCUGGGCUCCCGCCCUCUCUGGGAGGAUCCCAGGAGCCCCCGCCGCCUCUGGGAAGGUGCCUGGGGCCCCUGCUGCCUCUGAAAAAGUCCCAGGAACACCCCGCCUCCCCUGGGAUGUCCCUGGUGCCCCAGCUUGCCUCUGGAAGGGUCCCCGCCGCAUCUGGGAGGGUCCCAUGA
Homarus americanus (American lobster) is the source of this 591-nucleotide messenger RNA. RefSeq names its product galectin-3-like. The transcript has a single exon. The record is from RefSeq and is a predicted model, not a curated record. Lineage: Eukaryota; Metazoa; Arthropoda; Malacostraca; Decapoda; Nephropidae. The coding region runs from base 1 to 591 and encodes 196 amino acids.